Candoia aspera is the source of this 4652-nucleotide messenger RNA. RefSeq names its product interleukin 6 receptor (gene IL6R). Gene Ontology annotation, cellular component: external side of plasma membrane; signaling receptor complex; membrane. NCBI's taxonomy places the organism in Eukaryota, Metazoa, Chordata, Lepidosauria, Squamata, Candoiidae. Gene Ontology annotation, biological process: ciliary neurotrophic factor-mediated signaling pathway; positive regulation of tyrosine phosphorylation of STAT protein; interleukin-6-mediated signaling pathway. The coding region runs from base 100 to 1509 and encodes 469 amino acids. The record is from RefSeq and is a predicted model, not a curated record. The transcript has 10 exons. Gene Ontology annotation, molecular function: cytokine receptor activity; interleukin-6 binding.
GCCAAGGCCUAAGGGAGUUCCUCAAAUGCUGCUUUACUACCGGGACGUCAAGAAAAGGCUGAACAAGGUCUCAGAGGCUCUGGCAAGAGUCCUGGGGACAUGUGGCAUUCCCUUGGCAUCAUGUGGCUGGCUUGUGCCUCCCUGAUAACCCACAUCAUUGUGGCCACCGCCAGCUUCAUGGACCCCACAAUCCCGUGUGUGCAGCCAGUUCCACCACCCGGUGCCAUUGUUGCGCCGCUGGGCUCAAACAUUACUCUGCCCUGCCCGGAAGGGGAGCUCGGAAACCGGACCCUGCUGUGCUGGAAGUUUGAAGGACGGCCCCUCUCUUCCCCUCCUGCUGGGUGGGACUCCCCCAACGCGAGUCUUUUUCUGCCCUCCGUCCAUCACAACCAUUCGGGCUCUUACAGCUGCUCCAAGGGCAGCCGUCGUCUCCACACCCUGCGGUUGAUAGUCGAAGAACCUCCCCAGGUCCCAGAUUUUGCCUGUUUCCGUAGAAGCUUAGUCAAGGAUAUCCUGUGUGAGUGGAGACCAUCGUCCCCCGUGUCGCCGCACACCAAAGCCUCGCUUUGGGUGCAAAGGUUCAUGGGGGAGAACCAUGCGGGGCAGCAGUGCCGUUAUUACAGCAGGUCCCAGAAAUUUUUCUGCCGCAUUCAAGGGCUGAACAAUGAAGAAGAUGUUCUGCUCCUGGUGUCCAUCUGCGUGGCCAACCUGGCAGGGACUGCGCGGGGCCAGAAAUCCUUCCACAUCGACAUUUUGUUGAGGCCCGAUCCCCCGGCAAAUGUGCGGGUGAGCGCCGUGGAGAAGGAACCUCACAAACUCCACGUCACCUGGAAGAACCCCCAUUCGUGGGGCACCAAGUAUUACCACCUCCAGUUUCAGCUGCGCUACCGGGUGGUGAUGUCCAGCAUGUUCUCUGAGGUCCAUCUGAAGCAUGGGAUGACCUCCUACACCAUUGUCGACGCGGUGCAAAAUUUCCCCCAUAUCAUUCAAGUGCGGGGCCGGGAAGAAUUUGACCAUGGAAAUUGGAGCGAAUGGAGCCGAGAAAACAUUGGUGUUCCCUGGUCAGAUCCUCAGGAUUCCCAGCCAGAAACGACCCUUUACAGUUCAGAGGUCCCAUUUUACCCACAUAGUGCCAGCACCUUCACACCCACAAUCUCUGUGCCCUCUGGCCACACCGAUAAGCCAAUCGUGGGAGAAGACGCUGUGGCGGUGCCUCUGCAUGUGUUCCUCAUCAUGGCGGUCACCAUCACCCUGGGCCUGGCCUUGGUGGUUGUCGUCUUGACCCGGUGCAGGAAGAAGUGGGGGAUUCCGCCGUUUGGAGAAAUCAAGCCCAGCCCCGGGCCGUCCUAUUCCCUGACGCCUCUGUCUCCGGAGCCCCCCAUGAGCACCUCCCCCCUCCUCUCCCCGCCCACCUCGCCCUUCAGCGAAAGCUCAAUCGACAGCCCGCGAACCCCAGACCACAGCCCUUACAACGUCUCCAACGCAGACUAUUUCUUACUGCCCAAAUAAAGGGCCACGGGACGAGAACCCUGUGGGUGCCGCACCACGCUAGACCUCACCAAGCCACUGAUGGCUCGCAGCACCCCAAAGGUGCCUUUUGGAUCAGCACUGGAAUAAUUGCAAAGCAUUUCUCCCCAAGACCUCCAGGUGGGCUAUGUAUCUGGAAGGCCACCUGCCUUCCGUGGACCGUGGAUUGGAGACGGGCGCCUCUGAAGAUGGGGAAUGCGGCAGAUGUUGGAAGCUGUUCUCCUUUCCGCAAUUUUUGCAGGCUGUGUCUCAUCAAGGCUGUCAAAGAUGGAGAGCUUGCAGUACUGAAGUGUGGAUGAUGUCCCACAAUGCCUUCGAAGAGGUAGCCGCUUUCCAGAUGUUGUCACUUUCCGCCUGAUCGCCAGACCUUGCCAGUUUUGACGUAUUUUCCAGACCUCCUCAGUUACCGGUUUCUUGUCGGUUUCCACCUGCUUUUUCCAAAGCUAUCCCAUCCUGUUUCCGCAUCGAUCUGCAUUUACCGGUGAUGCACGGGCAAAAAAAAAACCCAAACAAACUACCUUGCUUUUAAAAAACACAUCAUUUCCCUAAAAACACUUAUUUUUAUGCAGAUUAUCCAAAUGUAGACGUCUGCUGUUCCCCUUACUCUACCUCAGCCUAUGAAUUUGGCACCCUUCCCACCCAAAACGGGAGCUCAGGUAUUCCUUUGGCCUUAAAAUGUGAAUUUUUCUCUGACUUUCCCCCUUUAAGGAUGCGAGGGGGGAGGGGAUGCUGUUCAGUCUGUCCUCUCAUCUGAAUUUGGAGAAGGCCCGUUUUUUUUAAUACCUUUUUCAGAAAAAAAAAAAGAUGUUUCCAAAAACACGGGGAUCAGGAAGAACAGAAAACAAACCGCUUUUGGAUCAGCACCAACACAGCUGGUUUGCUUACAGAUGUGGACAAUGACAGAUGUGGACAAUGACAGAUGUGGACAAUGACAGAUGUGGACAAUGAAAUAUUGGGAUCUGCUUGUUCAGACUCGGCUGUACCUCUAACACAAUGGGAAUCUUACUUUUCCUUGCCUUAGACUCUGAGAUUGCAGCAGUACAUUUUCUGAGCUUCUGGCAGAGACGUCUCCUAAAAAUAUUUCACAUUUGUGAUGCCAGACACGGAACGCUUUAUGGUGCUCUGAUGCUCAUCUCAUGGAGUUAGGAAUGGGGGGCAACGUUAAACACUGCAAGUAAACACUGUAGUCAAGGGAAAUGGGGGUGAACAGUCACCCUUUUAUUGCAAGAAGAGAGUGGUGGAUUAUCCCCUGAAAUAGCUUUUGGCUCUAAAGAGAAACUUUCUGCCUUCCACGUUACAAAACUUUAAUUUUUUUUUUCGGGAUGCUGUUUUUUGCUGCUGCUGUUGGUUCUGCAAAAACAGCUGCUCAGAGGAGAGUGUGUGUGUGUGUGUGUGUGUAAGAGAGGUUUUUCCCUUUGCUUUCUUUCCAAAGGUCAGUGUGUGGCAUUAUUUGGCUGCUGCUGUUCUGCAUUUUUGAAUGCCCGUCGAUAACUUGGGCUUUGUGGAUCCAAUGGGAGGUUGACCCCUGUCAUAGAAAUCUCGCUGAAAUUGAUGAACGGAGGGGAGACAAUGCCUGAGAAAGUUAAAUCCGAUUAGUUAUUCCUUCGUGGGAAAGAGAACAAAGGUUGCUGAAGGACCUAUUUGAACGUCACUGCUUGGCUCGUCAGAAAUUUGGGAAGGGGGGCUCUUAAGUUAUGACAACACAGUCAAACCCAAAAUCUCGAUCGCUUAGGAAGUCAACAAACUUCAAGCUGCAUUUUUUUCCGAGUGGAGAGUGGAUAAAUGCAUCAGGUGCUGCUUCUGACUUGGACAAAAAGCUCUAAAGACUUGGCUAUGGUUUGCAAAUCGAAGCUGCAAAUUGCCCCCACCCCUCCCAAGUGGGGGUAGGCUCCAGACUGGCCUGUUGCUGCUGCUCAUUUCGCUUCCCUGUUCCCUGGGCCUGAGACGGAUGACUACAUCAGAGUGUUUUGCAAUCCAGGGUGCACUAAAUGUUCCUGGAGACAAACCGCACACUUUUGGGCAAUGGAACUAAAGUUGCCCAAAAUUUGAUCCAGUUCAGCGGGGACUUGGUUGGGAAAAGACGCCGUGGUCCUCUGCUAAAUGUGUUCAUGGGAUGAGUGCGGUUGAUGGAAAGAAGGAUUAUUUAUCUAGGAUAGGGAGCUUGAUUUAUCUAGAUAAGAAACUUUUCAGAAGAGGGUUGGGUAAGGAUCCAGCUGAACACCAGGGUAUCUUGUGGUCAACCAGUUCAUCCCAUUCCUUCAAGAAAUGAUACUUUGGGGUAGUGUAAUGGUAUGUGGGAAAGACCUUGGGGUGAAGAGGCACAGCCAAGGGAAUGGUCAGAUAAGAGAGGGCUUAGCCCACAGCUGCAUAAUGGGUGGAGAAAGAGGCUCAGAAGGGACCCUCCCUGGUUUCUCGGGCUGUAAAGGAGACGGAAGGAGAAUUGGACUUUCAGACUUGCAGGAUCCUGUUAAUGUAGCCUUACAAUAAGGUAGAAUUAGUUCAUCUGGGUGUGCUUCCUGUCUGGACUACCUCGCAAGGCUGGCAGGUAACCCAACAGGCACGCACAAGAGAGAGCCUGCAGAAUUUCAAAGCCAUUUCAUGAUAUUUAAAGACAACUAGUCCACCAAGGAAUAAAACCAGGAUGGGCAGAAGAAAUGGAAUAUCUUAGGAAAGGGGCAUGGCUGAUCUGAUGCCCGGAGACUUUUAAAGUUGGUCAGACCCUCUGUUUAUCUGGUCAUCUGAAGCGGUCUCACCCAUGACAUCAAAUUCUGUCGGCUGCAUCAAUCCAAGUUACCAAAAUUGUCCUCGGUCUGUGGCAGCAUAACCGCUUGGCUGGACUGCUUGGGAGUGAAGAGGGCCAAGGACCCCUUGGAAGAAAAUCAGGGAUGCCCUGCUGGGAAUGGUGCCAGCGCUCCCAGCUGCUGGAUUUUGUGGCCGCAGGGCCGGCCCUGCCAUUAGGCAGAGGGGACAUUUGGGCUGCUGUGAAAAAGCAAGCAAAGCCACGGAGCUGUUUGCACAGAUUGAGGCAGGAGAGUGGCAAAAUGUUUUGUUUGGCCUUUGGUUUGGAUGCUAUGUGAGCAUGACUGUCCCUUAAUUUAAUAAAAUGAACUUGUUGUGGUACCCGG